Messenger RNA from Ostrea edulis (European flat oyster), 6091 nucleotides. RefSeq lists its product as uncharacterized. The transcript has 2 exons. Lineage: Eukaryota; Metazoa; Mollusca; Bivalvia; Ostreida; Ostreidae. The record is from RefSeq and is a predicted model, not a curated record. The coding region runs from base 317 to 1399 and encodes 360 amino acids.
AAAGAGGUAUAGCGCAUUUGCUGACGAUACGGCCGACUCAGAAAUCUAAAUGGAAAACACCGGUUUCCAAUAAUAGACUGGCGUGUUAUAUUUAAAUAUAAGGCCAACGUUUUUGAUGUUUCGUGCGAUGCGCAUGCGUUAACUUAGGAAGACACGAAAAAUUUGGAGGCGAUUCUUUUUCAAAAUCUACGCAAAGUUCAAUCAAAAAUCAACGUUUGAGCAUUGGAUUAUGAUUGGAGAGUGUUUUGGCAUCCCGAAUGAAUCCGAAAAAAAGGUAAAAUUUCGCGAAAAAGGAAACCUAAGAGCGAAAAUUUAAAUGGUGAGAGUGAGAACAAAAUUCGGAUUACAAGUACUCAGCAGGAAAAAAACACAGUCGAGGGACACUAGCGUCAUGAAUGGGACCACUAACCCACAAUACAACCUACAGAAUCCUGGACUGGCUAUUGUUCACCAAUCAACACCCGUUCCAGCGAUGAACAGCGCUCAGAUGACGCCAAUGUCUUUGCCUAUGGGUAACCAACAAUAUUAUCACGACCAAGUGAACUUGUCACCUAUCAGAAAUUACCCGCCAAAUCAGGAAUUAUCUGGCAAAAUCGACAACCUCACCUCCAAGCUCGACAACAUAAACGAAAAACUUAACAAACUUGACAUAAUCGAGCGACGGCUAAAUACAUUAGAGGAAAGCGUAAAACUGUCAAAAGAUGAUAUCAAACACAUGAAAUCAAAGUUUUCUGGAAUCGAAGAAUUUGAAGAAAACAAAACAGAACUUAAGGAACUCAAGGAUUCGGUGAAACAGAUUGAUAGUGCUACCAAAUCCCUUAGCAGUAAAGAACAAGAUCUCCAAGACCAGCUUGUUAACCUUAUCUGUGAUCACAACGAUUUGAACGAGAGGCAUCUUGAUAUUCAGUGGAGGAACAUGAGGAAUAAUCUCAUCAUUAACGGAAUCCCGGAAGUUCCCGAGGAAAACACCGAAAACGUAGUGAUAGAAUUCCUUAGUCGACAGAUGGAAAUAGUUCUAGACCAUUUCAAAUUCCAUCGCGUACACAGAUUUGGGCGCACUGGUACCGGAAGGCCGAGACCCAUAGUGGCCAAAUUUGUACUCUACAAAGACAAGGAGAGAAUACAAAAAUCCCAAAAGAAGCUUAAAGACACACCCUAUGGAAUCAGCGAUAUGUACCCUCGUGAAAUCAACGAAAGACGCAAAGAGUUAUACCCACAUUACAAGCGCGCCCGACAACAAGGGAUGAAAGUAGUGAUGAAUGGUGACAAGCUUUAUAUCAACAAUAAGUUAUUUGACCCACGUGAGCACGUAAACAACAACCACAUGGACACUGACCCCACAACCGGAAGGAAUCAUGGAGUCCCCAAUAGAGGCAGAAGAAUGAACUCUCAACGCUAGGAUUGUCGCGGAGGAUCAACGGAAUGUGACUCUGACAAUCCUGAUGUAAACUCUAUUUCAAACCCACAACUGUCAUCUGACUGUGCAAGUUAUUCACCCUCUCUUACAAGUACUGGUAAUUAUUUGAGUAUUUUAUGCCUUAAUGUAUUUGGUUUAAAACCUAAACUUCUCUGCCCAGAAUUUCUAGACUUCAUAGAAAAAUACGAAAUUAUCUGUUUAGUUGAAUCAAAAACUGAUGGUACAGAUAUUUUAGACAUUCCAAAUUUUGAUUGUUACACAAAGUAUAGACACGAGUUAUCACGCUUUAAAUCUGGCGGGAUUGUGGUAUACUGUAAAAACUCUUUAAGCGAUAUAAAAGAUAUCAAAAUUUUGGAUUCAAAUUUACCAUAUGUAUUUUGGUUAUCUCUGUCAUUUGAUUACUCAAACAAUAGAAAUGUCAGAAAACUCUUACUUGGUGUAACAUGUAUUCACCAGAAAACUCUAAAUAUGUUUCACCUACUGUGUUUGAUGAGAUUGAAUUUGAUAUUAAGCAAUUCUCCGAUGAUCAUGAUCUAGUAGCACUUAUUGGUGACUUUAAUAGUCGAACAGCAGAUAAAUGUGAUAUGUUAGAGGAUGAUUUAGAGGAUGUAUUAUGUUCUGAAAAUGACUUGACAAUAAACGAUUUUUCAAAUGUAAAUAUGUACAGAGUGUCAAUGGACUAGGACACAAAUAAUUUAGGUAAGAAACUACUUGAUUUAUGUAAACAUAUGAAUUUAUAUACAUUAUGAAUGAUCGAGUCGGAAGUGACCGUCUCGUAGGACAUACUACUUGUAAAAACACAAGUGUAGUAGAUUAUUGUAUUGGGAAUUUAAAUUUUUUUUUUCAGUUGUAGAUAAAUUUUUUGUUCAACCCUUUCCAUCAAUGUUAUCCGAUGUUCAUAACCCUAUAUCUGUUUGUUUGAAAAUUGAUUGUAAGUACUCAGAAUCAAUACAUAACGAAGAAACAGGAAAUGAUACAGAUCCUGAUUUGCCUAAUAAAUGGAGGGAUGAGAAAGCAAGCUUAUUUAGAGAAAAGAAUUAUGAAAAUAUUGAUUAUGUAAAUGAAUUAGUGGUUUUAUUGAUAAUGCUGUCGAUAAACUAUGUACUCUUUUUUUAGACUGUGGAAGUAUACUUUUGGUGUCAAAGAAAAUAGAAAAAGAAAUGUUAACAAAAGAUUUAAGAAACCAUAGUUUACUUGUGAAUGUUUAAAUGCAAGGCACUGUUAUAGAAAAGCCAAAAGAUUGUAUAGAAUUUAUGGAAACGAAAUUUUUAAAAUAAACCUUCUUGAGAAAGAAAAAGAAUAUAAGAAAACUAUGAAAAAUGCUGUAAACAAACACAAGUUUAAUAAUAAAAAAAGGUUGAGUGAAUGGUCGUCAUCGGCGAGUUAUCGCUCUUUUACACAUAGGUGGCGCUGCAACUAACUUGGUCCUUUCGCUUUAUGACGCUACGCGUUCCAGCCCAAUCUCUACCCAGAGUUGUCGUUCCUUGCUUUCACUUACACGUGUAAGUGAGUGUAAGGAACGAUAACUCUGGGUAGAGAUUGGUUCCAGCCUACCAGAAAACAUUUUCAAAGUUUUACGUCGCAAUCAUGGCAAUGAUAUCAAAAUAUGAUGACAUGCCCUUGCAGCAGCUGAAAGAAGAAUUAAGAAAGAAAAAUGCUAGAGUUUCUGGGCGAAAGAAGGAAUUAAUCGAAAGGUUGGAGGCUUAUGACAGCAUAGGCGUAGCUUGGGUUCGAAUAUUACCGAGGCAGGGGGUCUGGGGGGUUGCGCCCCCCAGAAGCUAUCGACAUUUUAACAACGUAAAAGGUGGGUUUUUGGUUUUUUUUACCGAGGCAGCUGCCUCGGUUGCCUCAAUGGAAGCUACGCCACUAGACAGAAAUAAUGACUUUGGGAAAUCAAAGGAAUACAUAGGGUUUGACUUCAGCAUGUAUAUUCCUGAUAUAACAGAGUACAGUGACCUACAUAGUGAAAAGAAAGUAUGCAAAAUCCAAAGAGAAGAAAUAGACAGAUAUCUUGGCAUAUUUGAUAAAAGUCUUGACAAAAAAGUACUAGAUCUGUACAAAGAAAAAUAUCUGUGUUACAUCCGUGUGAGUUCUACACAAGAUUGUGACUUUAUUCGAAGUGCAUGUACAGCUGAAAUGGUUUGAUUUGAUUUUUUAUGUUUUCCGCCACACUCAACAUUUUUUCAGUUAUAUGGUGGCGCCCAGUUUUUGUUGGUGGAAGAGAGAACCCAGAUACAAUGCACCUGGGAAGAGACCACCGACCUUCCGAAAGUAACCUGGGGAACUUUCUCACUUACCGGCGCGAGCAGGAUUCGAACCCGCGCCGACAGAGGUGAGAGGCCGUGUGAUUUUGAGCGCGAUGCUCUAACCACUCGGCCACGGAGGCCCGAGCUGAAAUGAAAAGAUCGGUGACAUAUCUGGUGGACAUAAAGCUUUCCAAGGAUGAACAACAAAUAGAAGAGGCCCAAUGUGAGUGUGGUGCAUGGAAUGGGUCCAUAUGCACACUGUAAGCAUAUUAGCACUGUACUCUAUGCCAUACAUGUAUUUAGCAAGACUGGAGAGGUUACUGUUGAGGAUUCAUGUACACAGAAAUUGAUGACUUUUCAGCACCCGAAAAAGUUUACAGGGUCCCCCUUGAAGGCUUAGGACCUCAAUAUUCCUGGUGCAGAUCAGGUCACAGAUAUUCUAUUUGACCCUCGACCUCCAUAUAACAGAAAUAACAAUUCUUACAAGGACUAUUUCAGGAAUGUGUGUAUGAAUUUCGAUGGAAUAACAUCCAUGCCAAUAUCCCAUUUAUUCCCACCAGCUAAUUCACUUGCAGUUGCUCAUGACCACGACUACCUGAAGCAUACCCCAGAGGACAUGUUCUUGAACUCAAUCUGUGUUGGUGAAAUAAGUGAAUUGCAGAAAUAAUUCCUUGAAAUUAACACUCGUGGUCAAAGUCGAAAUCCUCUGUGGAAAGAAGAGCGACUAAAGAGGAUCCAGUCAUCAGAAUUUGGCAGAAUUUGCAAGGCCACAGAAAAGACGGAUCAUUAUACCCCCCGAACGAAGUUCUGGGGGGUAUAUAGGAAUCACUCUGUCUGUCUGUCUGUCUGUCCGUCCGUCCGUCUGUCCGUCUGUCUGUCUGUGCAGAUUCGUGUCCGGGCCAUAACUUCUUUGUUCUUUGACUUAGGCAUACCAUAUUUGGCACACAGGUAGAUCACCAUGAGACGAUGUGUCAUGUACCUUCAUGACCUCUAUAUGACCUUGACCCCAAGGUCAAAAUUAAAGUUUUUUUUACAAUGGAUUCGUGUCCGGGCCAUAACUUCUUUGUUCUUUGACAUAGGCAUACCAUAUUUGACGCAUGAGUGUAUCACCAUGAGACGAUGUGUCAUGUACCUUCAUGACCUCCAUAUGACCUUGACCCUUGACCUCAAGGUCAAAAUUAAAGGUUUUUUACAAUGGAUUCGUGUCCGGGCCAUAACUUCUUUGUUCUUUGACAUAGGCAUACCAUAUUUGACACAUGAGUGUAUCACCAGGAGACGAUGUGUCAUGUACCUUCAUGACCUCCAUAUGACCUUGACCUCAAGGUCAAAAUUAAAAAGGUUUUUACAAUGGAUUCAUGUCCGGGCCAUGACUUCUUUGUUCUUUGACAUAGGCAUAUCAUAUUUGACACAUGAGUGUAUCACCAUGAGACGAUGUGUCGAGUACCUUCAUGACCUGUAUAUGACCUUGAACUUUGACCUCAAGGUCAAAAUUGAUUAUAGGGUUUUGACAUAGUCAUACCAUAAGACAUGGGUGUAUCACCAUGAGACUAUGUGUCAUGUACAUUCAUGACCUCUUUAUGACCUUGACCUUUGAUCUCAAGGUCAAAAUUAUAGGUUUAUGCCAUGGAUUUGUGUUUGGACUAUAUCUUCCAUUUUCUUCUACAAAUGCAUACCAUAUUUUUACACUCAGGAAAGAGGUAAUUUAUACCUAUUAACAACACCCUUUGGGAGAUUGGGGUAAGCGGGGGGUAUUCUUAGUGAGCAUUGCUCACAGUACAUCUUGUUUUAAACUUGCGAAAUCAUUACAGACUGCCAAAAACAUAUUUACUCCUGCGAUAUAUCAUGGCCAAAAACAUGAAACCGUUGCAAUCAGGCAAUAUGAGAAAGACUAUGACUGUAAAAUACAACAAUGUGGCAUUUUUGUUUCGAAAGAAUAUCCUUUCCUCGGUGCAUCACCCGAUGGUAUCAUCAGUGAUGAUGCCAUCAUCGAAGUGAAAUGUCCAUACAGUAUACAUAAUGAGGAAAUUUCAACAUCUAACUUGCCAUACCUACAACAUGGAGAUAACUGUUAUUUUGGACAAAACACACAACUAUUAUUAUCAGAUUCAAGGCCAGUUAUUUUGUUCAGGGCGGAAGAAAUAUGAUUUGAUUAUUUACACUUUGAAAGAUAUUAUGUAUUUAAACAUUGAAAGAGGUGACAAAUUCAUAUCAAAUAUGAUAUCUGAUUUAAAAGAAUUCUUCGACAAGUUCUUUAAACCUGUUUUGCUGGAGAGACUAUUUUACAAGUUUUGCAGUUGCUAGCUAUAUUUGCAAUGAUGGUGUGAAUUAAAUUGUAAAGUUACAUGGAGAAUUAGUAAAACUUGUUUACCUUACAUGUAACAUGGAUAUUAAAAUAUGAUUGCUUAUGAAUAUAAAACAGAUCAAUCAA